AAGCGGGAGAAGGAAAACACCUGUGACAGAAGUAGCAAACGUUACUCAAUUGUUAAUUAAGUCGUCUUUUUACGACACUAGAGACAACAUUAUCACUAUUGUAGCAUUGUUUCGUUGUUUUCAAUAGUCCACACUUAAUAUGGCUUACAGGAGAAGACAGCAUUUAAUUCCAGAUCAUAGUGAUGGUGGCCAAACCAGUAACAUGGAGCAGCUUGCCUUCAAAUACAUGGAGAUGUGUAAAGUGGAGUCCAGCACUGAUUCUGACUCUGAGAUAAGUCCAAGGUGGUCUGACACCAGCACUAUGGAAUGUGUGAGCAGUGCACCGGAGAGUGGCACUUUAAGGCGGACAUUGCCUGAACCUGCUGGAAGACAUGGCUGUUACUCCUUGUUUUUGGACCCGUAUGAUGGCAGCUCUGAGGAUUCUGAUGACAUGGACGCCCCAAGCAGGCAAACGAGACAACAAGGGAAGGGAGGAGGCGGUCGCUUCUCGCGUAAAAGCAGGCGUUUUAUCCUUCAACCUCCCCCAGAUACUGGCUUUAGACAACUGGUGAAAACACCGGCAGAGCAGCAGCACCUUGUGGACGUCCAGAUGAAGUGCACGGAGGGCUCGGAGGUUUGGCUUUGCGAGCUUGUCUCUCUGUCCUCCCACGCGGACUUGUAUGGCGGAGAACCUGUGGCAGAGAUGUCAAACGGCACGGACAUCAAAGCACAACUUGGCGACCCUGCCUCGACCUCCAGCCAGAGGCCGGAGAGCUCCUCAGACAGAUCUCCGGGGAGCACAUGUAACCUCAGGGUUCUGUUCAAGAGGAAACUGGCUGUCCCCGCAGCUGAUGGGCUGGAGCCGGGGCCGGGCCACAGAAAGAGGCAGUGUGUUUUCAACAUGGAGGAGGAGGAAGAAGCAGGAGAUUCUGCUUGGGAAAAAUGCUAGAUCCUCGUGAUGCUCAACAUUAAAGCACUACUUAAAAAAAAACAAUGCACUUUGUCAUGAAGCACAUUCAUUAGAGAGAAUGUCAUUGCAAACGUUCAACUGUGUACCGACAGGAGAUUUUUUGUUUGUGUUGGCCAAACUAUAAACGAGGAUUGAGUUAUUAACUUGUUGAAGCUUUCUUUUUGUUCUGUAUUUGUGAAUCUGUUGAGGACUGCCAUGCUGUAAAACAAAUGUAUGAGUGACAUUCACUGGAUAUGCUCUGGCAUGAA
Molecule: messenger RNA, 1197 nt
Organism: Dunckerocampus dactyliophorus (ringed pipefish)
Lineage: Eukaryota; Metazoa; Chordata; Actinopteri; Syngnathiformes; Syngnathidae
Exons: 5
Coding region: 140-928 (262 amino acids)
Source: RefSeq, a predicted model, not a curated record